Molecule: messenger RNA, 828 nt
Organism: Metarhizium album ARSEF 1941
Lineage: Eukaryota; Fungi; Ascomycota; Sordariomycetes; Hypocreales; Clavicipitaceae
Exons: 2
Coding region: 1-828 (275 amino acids)
Source: RefSeq, a predicted model, not a curated record
AUGGCACCGCCUGUUCUUGCUGCAAUGAUGCCUGUGCUCAGCCGUCACGUCGACGAAAAACAUCAACCCGUACAUUCGCUAUCCUCUAGAGACUUGCAGCAUCCCACACACACACAGCAAGUUACGCUGGGCGUUAUCGCCGCCUACGUUGUAGCUAUUGCUAUUCUUUGGAAUGUUCCGUAUCUAAAAAUGAUACUCUGGCCAUUCAAGAUGCUUGUCAUCGCCUUUCAUGAGUUCGGUCACGCCAUCACCGCAGUACUCACGGGCGGAAAAGUCGAAUCCAUCAGCCUUGAUCCUAACGAAGGCGGCGUUACCCGCAUGCGAGGCGGCAUCAGUGCCAUCACUCUCCCUGCAGGUUAUCUGGGCUCUUCGCUCAUCGGCGCUCUUCUCACCUUUUGCGGUUUCAACAUUGUUGCCUCCAAAGUUGCCAGCAUCGUCCUCGCCGUCUGUUUCUUAUUAACACUAUGGUGGGGGAAGCGCGACUGGCUUACCAUUCUCACAAUUGUCCUUGCUAUCGGUCUCCUGAUUGCCUGCUGGUUCAUUGUCCAUGCCCAGGCCCUGCGUUUCGUCGUCCUCUUCAUCGGCGUCAUGUCUUCACUAUACAGCGUCUGGGACAUUUGCGACGACCUUAUUCUUCGCAAAGUGAACUCUUCUGACGCAAGCGUCUUUGCAAAGCGAUAUGGCGGAUCUUCUCAGUGCUGGGGAGUGAUUUGGUCCAUCAUUUCCAUUCUCAUCAUGGCCGUUGGUAUUGUUGCCGGGCUGGCUGCCUUUUCGCAGUCUUUUGAGCAACAGCAACAGGAUUCGCAGCGUUUUAUACCAACACGAUAG